AUGGAGAAAACACACAAUAAUGAGCAAGAGCAGGAGCCAGAGGCUCAAGAGGAAUCUAAAGAAGCCAAUAAGAAGACAUUAGAGGAGUUACUUAGCAAAUGAACUUAUGACAGAGGGUAUAUAAACCAAGAACUCUAUGCUUGUGAAACUUGAUACAAGGAGAAAGAGGAUGACCAGGACACUAAUGAACCAAAUCAGUACGGAAGAUCUGUAGAGCCAGCUGGAAUUUGCUUGCCUUGCCUUGUUAGCUGCCAUCAGGACCAUAAAGUCUAUGAGAUUUGGAGAAAAACAAAUUUUAGAUGUGACUGCGGGAAUCUAAAAUUUAACUCAGAGUGUACCCUGAACCCAGAUAAAGAUCCCUUAAAUGAUGAAAACUCCUACAAUCAUAAUUUUUAUGGAAAAUAUUGUCAUUGAGAUGAAAAAUACAAUGGAGAAGAUGAGAUGUACCAGUGUACUUAUUGUGAAGACUGGUUCCAUCCAAAGUGAUUGAAGCCAGACAUCACGGUUAAAUUAGCGGCUUCUGAUACCAAAAACGACUUAGGAUGGAAGCUUAUUUGCAGAAAAUGUUGUAAAUAAACUAGAAAACUUUCAGUGAAAAUCUUCUAAAGAUAUGUCAAAUCUCGACACUAAAGAAGCAAUGAAUCAAAGCGAAAGCUUUGAGAAGACAAAAAUAACUCGUAAAAGAAAGAGAAAUGAACUCCCAGCUCAAGAAGAUCCUCAACAAGAUCUGGAAUCAUCAGAAAUUAGUGCAGAUUCUAAGAGAUUCAAAAAUGAUGAAAAUCCAACACUUAAGAAAGAAGGAACUAAGGAGACAAAGUCUGACCAAAUCAAGGAAGAGGAAGAGAAGAAAGAAGAGUAUGAGGACAGGAUCCUUUUCGAGUCCAUUAGAGAACACCUAUGCAAAUGAAAAAGUGGGAGAUGCCAUGAUCUUAAAGAAAAGUUUUUAUCCCAAGUUAAUGCAGUCGAAAAUAUCCCAGAGGAUGAACAAGAAAUAUCAAAGGCCUUACUUGAAGAAAAGCACAGCCAUUUUAGAAUCCAAGAGCUGCUUGAAGAACCGACUGCCACUGCAACAUCUGGCUCUGCUAAAAUUAGCACUGAGAGUGAAGUUUUUACAGACAUAGCAUCCACAAAUUAUCCAAAUGUCACUCCAAUGUUCAGACAAGGCAUGCUUGAAGGACUAAAGGAGACUAUCAGAAAGGUGCUUGAUCAUGCUAUUGAAAACACAACAGAUAGUACACCGUGAAUCACUGAGACAGAUGUAGAAGUUUUUAUGGAAAAAGUAAAGAGUGGAGACAUAAAACUCCCCCAUAUGAAGAAGGAUUAAAUUCUUCCAUAAACCAUUAUU
Molecule: messenger RNA, 1345 nt
Organism: Moneuplotes crassus
Lineage: Eukaryota; Ciliophora; Spirotrichea; Euplotida; Euplotidae
Source: the annotation of a GenBank genome assembly